CAUUCAUCCAUGAUUCAGUUAUAACGUUAAAAUGGCGUCGAAAAAUCAACGUUGGCUUGUCGAUUCGGGUAUUUUACGAAAAAAAAAUGUCGAAGAAGAACCACAGGAGCUUUUGGUGUUUGGAUACAGCUGCAAAUUAUUUCGAGACGAUGAGAAGGCGAAAAUGAUUGAUCAAGGAAAGCACUUGAUACCAUGGAUGGCUGAUAACACGAUGAAAAUAGACAGGUCCGUUUUCUUAACCUAGAAAAAAAAAAAAAUAUCAACAAUCACAAUUUACACACACUGUAAAAUUCUAGGAUUAAAAUAAUUGUUUUUAUCUUAUUUCUUCUUUCAAAAAAAAAAAAAAAAAAAAAACAAAUAAUAUUAAUAAUAUAUUUUCAAACAAAUCCAAAAAAUAUAUCUGCACCAGUACGUUGUUUUUUUCUAACAAAAACAACAAACGUAAAUAAUAAUAAAGGAAUAAAUAAUAACCAAGAGCAAGGACGAAAAUAAUUAAAAUAAUUAAGUGGAAGAUAAAUAAACUUUGGCGAUUAAAAAAUGGUGUUCUUUUAUUUGGACAUGAAAAUUCGAAGACUGUGUUUAAGAUUUUCGCAGGUGAUUAAUCAUCAAGCCAUCAAUUGGAUCAAUUGGUCAUCACCAGACAAUCAUUAUCCUCAUUUUGGGAUACUUGGGACAUUACCCAGGAGCAAGAUACGAUGGACGUGGAGCACUUGGAGAUCUUAAAAGUCAUGAGCCACCAUCUGGUGGUUUUGAUCUACGGACAAUACUAACUGAGGAAGAGCUCAAGGUAGAACAACUUUGUGACGAGGAAAGAUAUCGAUCAUUGUACAACAAUGAUGCUGAAGAAUCAAUGUAUCAUGAAGAAGAAAUUAAACGUUUGCAUCAAGCACUUGGUACUGAUAAUACUUAUGGACAAGUAUCUUAUAAUUAUGACGAUCCAGAUAGUCAGCCAGCAAUUGGAGAAGAUUCACAAAGUCCAAAAGCAUCUGAUGGCUCUCAAGAUGAUGAUGAUCAAGCAUUUGUAUUACCACCAGAACUUGAAGCACCUGAAGGAAUGAUUUUGCCAGAUACUCAAAAGUUAAAUGCAAUUAUCACAAAAACAGCAACAUUUAUAAGUCGUCAAGGUAGUCAAAUGGAAAUAUUGAUAAAAGCUAAACAAUCAAAUAAUCCACAAUUUUCAUUUUUAUCAAUUGAUGGUGCAUUAAAUCCUUAUUAUAAACUUGUAUUGGAGGCAAUUAAAAAUGGAAAAUAUAAUCCUGAUAAAGAGCCUGACAAAAAAGAGUCUGAAUCUGAAGAAUCUGAUGAUGGUGAUGAGUCCUAUCUUCAUCCUAGUCUUGCAUCGUCACUCUCAAAAGUUGAAGCGGCACCCAGUAUACCAAGCAUACAGUACAAACCAUCUGAAAAUUGUGCCUAUUCAAUGUUGGUGAAUAAAAUAACGGGUAAACAACAACCUCCACCUUCGGAUAUUCAAAUGCCAGUACAACAAAUUCCACCACCAGGAUAUUAUCCUCCAGCUUCAACAUAUCCAACGUAUCCACCAGUUCCUCAACAAUAUAUUCAUGGUCCAGUUAUUUAUGGAGCUAAUGGACAACCAACUCAACAAUCUCCAGCUGUGCCAAUGAUUAGUGCAACAGUACAAUCAGAAUGUACAACACCAGGACCCAAAGAACCACCAGCACCACUUGUACCUUAUGGUCCAACACCUCCAAAACCUCUAACACGACCUUCGUUUAUUGUACCACCAGCUGAUGUACAAAUAAUCAUUGAUAAAAUGGCAAGUUAUGUUGCUAAAAAUGGACGUGAUUUUGAGGCAAUUGUCAAAGCAAAAGGUGAUCCAAGAUUUAAUUUUUUGGAAUUAUCACAUCAAUAUCAUGGUUAUUAUGUACAUAAAUUAACGAUAAAUGAAGGUGCUGCAAAUUCAAAAGUAUUAACUGAAGAAGAAUUAAUACGUAAACAAGAACCAGAAGAAGAAAAAUUAAAAAAAAUUGAAUUACAAAAAAAACAAAUGCGUAUGGAGGAAGUAUAUAAACGUGUUAAAAUGAUACAGCCUAAAAAAAAAAAUGAUAAACAAAUAACAACAGUAUCAUUUUCAAUUAAAAAAACAAAAGAUAAUGAUAAUAGUGUUAUUGAAAAACGUAGUGCCUUACCAAUUGAAGAAUCAGAUGAUGAAAAUGAAAAUAAUGAAAAACAAGAUGACGAUGAUGAUGAUGCUGUUGGUAGUAGUGGUGGUGGUGGUGGUGGUGAUGAUGUUGCUGUUGAUGAUAUUGAUAAUGAUAAAAAUAAAGAUAAAGAUAUUAAUAAUAAAAAUAUAAAUUUACCAAUAAAAAAACUAAAUAGUCAAUUUGAAAAUAAAUUAAUAACUGAUAAUGAAAUAAUUAUAAAAAAAAUUAAUAGUGAAGAAAAUGAACUUGUUGAUUUAACUGAUGAUAUACUUGAAGAUUAUCAAAAUCAAAUAAAAUAUAAACAACAAGUUGAUGAUAAAAUAAAAGAUAAAUUAGCAGCAGCUGCAAGAGAUAAGCUACAUUCACGUGAACGACAAUUACAAUUAGAAAGAAGAAAAAAAGCAACAAUGUUUUUAAGUCAAAUACAAGUACCAAAUUCAACUAAAACAACAACAAAUUUUGAUAUUAAUAAUGAUAUUACUAUUGAAUCAGAUGAGAUAAAUUCUAUACCAUCACCAAAUCAACAAAAUGACCAAAUGGAAUUACGAAUUGGUGAAAAUUUAUUAACAAGUAAAAGUAAAAAUAAAGAACAAACUGUUAAACGUUCAAGACCAAGAUCUAGAACGAGAACAAAAUCAUUAUCAAGAUCACGUAGUCAUAGUGGUAGUCAUGGUAAAUCUGAUCGACACAGAAGUCAUAAAAAAUAUAAAAAAAAGAAGAGUUCACACAAAAGUUAUGAUAGCCCAAGCAGAUCAAGAUCUCAUCGUUCAAAAAAAACUAAAAAAUCAAGUUCACGUCAUAGAACUCGUUCGCGAUCACCUGCAAGACGACGUUCUAGAACAUCAAAAAAUUCAAGUAAUUCUGAUUCAGUGUCAUCUUGAAAAAAUACAUUGAUAAAUCAUUUAAUUAAAUAACAUGUAAACUUUGUAAAUAAACAUGUAAAAAAAAUAAAGUUUAAUGCAAAGUAUAAAAAUCAAAAACUAUUUAGUACAUUGUAAUAUAAAUCAUACAAAUAAAAUAUUUCAAAGAUUAAUUUUAUCAAAUGCAUUAAACAUACUUGAACAUCAACAAUAAACAAUAACAAAAACAUCGUAAUGAAAAAUUAUUUUAUCUAUUAUUUUGUUGAUCAUUUAAAGUCACUUGUAAAUCAUAAAAACUAGAGAGAAAAAAUCAUCAUAUGAUUACUUGAGAGAUUAAAGAAAAACGUGAUCCACAGAUUUGACCCUGACAACAACAUCAAUGUGCGUCUUUUAUUUUAAAAUUAUAUUUACUAAACUUUAACAUCUCAUGACCUUAUCACGUAACAAAAAAAAUACAUUUAAAUAUAGAAAAAAAU
Molecule: messenger RNA, 3498 nt
Organism: Aphidius gifuensis
Lineage: Eukaryota; Metazoa; Arthropoda; Insecta; Hymenoptera; Braconidae
Gene: su(w[a])
Product: splicing factor, suppressor of white-apricot homolog
Exons: 8
Coding region: 851-3043 (730 amino acids)
Biological process (GO): mRNA 5'-splice site recognition; RNA processing
Molecular function (GO): RNA binding
Source: RefSeq, a predicted model, not a curated record